Exophiala viscosa is the source of this 1875-nucleotide messenger RNA. RefSeq lists its product as uncharacterized. Bases 173 to 1810 code for a protein of 545 amino acids. The transcript is spliced from 5 exons. Lineage: Eukaryota; Fungi; Ascomycota; Eurotiomycetes; Chaetothyriales; Herpotrichiellaceae. Gene Ontology annotation, biological process: regulation of DNA-templated transcription. Gene Ontology annotation, molecular function: DNA-binding transcription factor activity, RNA polymerase II-specific; zinc ion binding. The record is from RefSeq and is a predicted model, not a curated record.
AAGCCGUGCGAAGUGUUAUGGAAAGAGCGCAUAUAAAGGUGUGGAGAGACUGCCGACCAGAAUCAGCCAAUACGAAGCGUUAUCUCAAGGCUAACCUCAUUAGGGAAAAUUGCCAAUAUGGACGUUACGUGGAGUAGCAGCUUGACAGCUUUGUCAGCAACCUUGGCCUAGAAUGAGGAGACCGGACGUCAAGUAUCAUCACACAACUUCUUUCGAUGUUGUCUCCAGUAGUGUGAUGGUGAACACUGGGCAGCCCAGUCGAGCCUGCGAUCCAUGCAAGGAGAGGCAUACCAAGUGUGACGAACGUCGCCCGCAGUGCUCUCGGUGCGAGAAAGCUGGUCGUAAGUGUACAGGAUACAAAAACGAUUUCGACAUCAAUCUCCGGAAUGAGACCCACGUCGUCGCCCGGCGUGUGCGUGCUCGCGAGACUUACUUCCAGAGGCUUCAGACUUCAUUGCCAGUUCCUGCUGAGCAGCAAGCAAUAGCAUUGUUCUUCGAGAACUUCGUCCUGGAGCCUAGCGAUUCCAGAUACUCCAGGGGCUUCCUAGCCGGCCUUGCACCGUUGUUACGAACUGCACGACCGGACUCUGUCCUGUCAAGUACUGUCGAAGCAGUGGGGUUGUGCUUCCUCGAGAGAAGUGUAGGCAGCAAUUUGACUGCCUCGCGAGCAGGGCCAAGCUAUGUUCGCUGUCUGAACAUUUUGCGGACAACGUUGCUUCACGAAGAGGACUCCGUUUCCACUGAGACGAUGAUAUCGGUGUACUUGAUGGGAUUGUAUGAGAUCAUGAUGCCUCCGAAAAAGGAUCUUCACCCUUGGUUGGCUCAUCUCAACGGUCUCACUGCAAUCCAAAAGGCACGUAACAAAAAGACAGGCCUCUGCUUUCCCGGUUUCGGUGUCGUCGGUGCACCGAACAGCGCCCUCGAUGGAUCUUCUUGGGUUGUAAAUAUCAAUAGCCCUGCCGACGGGUGGCUUGUGGACGACUCUGGUAAAAAGGAAGGGAUCCUGUACAGUGAGUGUGUCACAGGACGUGCUCUGAGAUCCAUUUCCUUCGCAAAUGGACCAUCGAUACACACCUCCAUUGACGGCCUUGUCUUGCGAGCCCAACACAUUCUGCAAGUAGCACCGUCAUUGCUCGAGAGCCUCCAUCCUGAGGCAACAGCAAAUGUCCGACGUCUUCUUUCUGCGGCACGUUCUCUGUUGUCAAGCUUCGAAGACUGGCCAUCAAGGAUCCCUGAUGACUGGCAACCCAGGACCAUGAAUCAUCAGAUCGACGCAUCUGAGCUCUCUAGUCUGGACAUAUAUCCUGGCAGGAUUGACGUAUAUCCUGACUUGUAUGUAGCCGCUGUGUGGAACACGUAUCGCACAACCUUGUUGCGACUAUGCGACGUGAUCGCACAGUGUGGCCAAUACCUAGAAACUGAUGCCAUGCCAUUCGGAGAGACUGCAGAGUACCAGGUAUUGCGUACCAUUGCCAGUAAGACAGCCGAAGACAUAUGCUCAUCAGUUGCGUGUCACAUCAACAAUGAUUGGAUGCAACGCAUCGCUGCCACUAGCUUCCAGAGGUCUCCGAAAGCGUUGGGAGGCCUUCACCUAACGUGGCCACUCUACGCUGGAAGCGUUCUCUCGAUUGUGCCCGACGUACAUCGUGGCUGGAUGAGGCGGAAACUCAGAUCGAUUGGCGUUGCGUUCGGACUGGCGCAGGCAAUCGUGCUCGCUGAUACAGUGGAUUUGCGAACCCGUACCGAUCCUUUCAAGCCAUUGAUUCUUGCUCAGGGACACGUAUUCAUGUGGAGUGCUAGCAUGUUCUGAAACUUCAACGGGCUCACCGACUUGAUGAUGCCAUGAUUGGUCGGGUGCUGUCGUCACGGAGAAGA